This is a messenger RNA of Jatropha curcas, 663 nucleotides long. RefSeq names its product homeobox-leucine zipper protein HAT22. Gene Ontology annotation, biological process: regulation of DNA-templated transcription. The record is from RefSeq and is a predicted model, not a curated record. Gene Ontology annotation, molecular function: DNA-binding transcription factor activity, RNA polymerase II-specific; sequence-specific DNA binding. Lineage: Eukaryota; Viridiplantae; Streptophyta; Magnoliopsida; Malpighiales; Euphorbiaceae.
AUGGAAGGACAAAAUCCUCAAGAAGAAUAUUGCAACACAGAACUUGGUCUUACCCUUGGCCUGAAUGGCAAUAUACCAAAAGGGCAAGACAGAAACAAUUGUAAGCACAGUAGUACUAAAUCUGGGCUCUGUUUGGACCUGUCUUUUAACCUUUGCCCUAAAGAAGAAAAAGAGGAUGAGGAAGAAGAAGAAGAAGAAGAAAAGUCUAUUGGUGCACGUCAAGGCCAUGAAGAACAUGCAAAUAAUAAAAGAAUUGAUUUUGUUAACGUCGACAAUAUCAGUAUUAGCAGAAAAAAACUGAGGCUUACUAAAGACCAAUCUGCUUUGCUCGAAGACAGCUUCAAAGUGCAUACCACUCUCAAUCCUGUUCAGAAGCAUGCACUUGCUGAGCAAUUGAAUUUAACAGCAAGACAAGUUGAAGUUUGGUUUCAAAACAGGAGGGCAAGGACCAAGCUGAAGCAAACAGAGGUAGACUGCGAGUUCUUGAAAAAAUGCUGCGAAAGUCUAAGCGAGGAAAAUACAAGAUUGAAGAAAGAAGUGCAAGAAUUACAAUAUCUAAAAAGUAUUGGAACUUCAUCGCAACUGUGUCUUCAUUUUCCAAUGUGUCCCUCGUGUGAGAAAACCGCAGCUUUUGGGCUUGGGUGUGGUCCUCUUCAUCAAUAA